Messenger RNA from Didymosphaeria variabile, 1350 nucleotides. RefSeq lists its product as uncharacterized. The coding region runs from base 1 to 1350 and encodes 449 amino acids. Lineage: Eukaryota; Fungi; Ascomycota; Dothideomycetes; Pleosporales; Didymosphaeriaceae. Gene Ontology annotation, molecular function: FAD binding. The transcript has 2 exons. The record is from RefSeq and is a predicted model, not a curated record.
AUGGCUUCUCAAGCUACGGAAUCGUUCAGAGACCCCUCCAAUGACAAACCUGAGCCACUAGACAUAGUCAUUGUCGGUGGCUCCUUAGGCGGCCUUUGUACGGCCCUCGCUCUCAGAUCGCUCCCGCAGUGUCAUCGCAUCACGAUCCUCGAACGAAAUUCCACACCACUCCUCCACAAUCAGGGCGCAGGCAUCGUUGCAGGAGGUGAUACGCUGGAUUUCUUCAAGCGCUAUGAUCGUUGCAACCGUUCACUUGCUGUAUCUUCGCAGCGUCGACAAUACCUCGAUAAAGAUGGAGACAUCGUGCACAAGGAGGACAUGGUACAGAACAUGACAAGUUGGGAUCUAGUCUACUACAUUUUGCGUGCCAACGUAGACUAUGUGGAGAGCGCAUAUUGCAAAGUUCCUCAGCGACGGGUUGAUGAGGCAGAGGUACGGCAUUUGCACGGACACAAAGUCACUGGCAUCGAGAAGUGUGGAGAGAAGGUGAGUGUUGCGUAUACGACUACAGACAAUGGCGAAGGGACAAUGGAAGCAGAUCUCGUCGUCGGCGCAGAUGGCCCGAGUUCUACUGUUCGAUCGCUUCUGCAACCGGAUGUUCAGCGCACCUAUGCCGGCUACGUCGCCCUUCGUGGGACCGUCCGUGAGGACGACGUGACUCCCGAGACACUCGAAGCUUUUAAAGACCGCUUUGCCUUCUUCCACACGCGCGGAGUUCAGAUCCUCGCAUACCUAAUUCCUGGCGAGAAUGGCACACUCGAACCGGGCCAGCGCCUCGUAAAUUUUGUGUACUACACGAACUUCCCUUCGAAGUCUCUCGAUGAGCCUUCGGAAGAGCUGGCAGAAUUGAUGACGGAUGUCGAUGGUGUAAGACACAGGAUCACGAUGCCACCCGGUAAAACAAACCCAAAGGCGUGGGAGAAGCAGCGCGUGAUCGCAAGCGAAAAGCUGCCGCCGCAGUUCGCUGAGAUCGUGAGAGCGACGAAGAAGCCGUUUGUACAGGCCGUAACCGACGUCAUAUCGCCAAAAAAUGAGUUUCUCGACGGAAAAGUCAUUCUGCUAGGGGAUGCUCUCGCGGGUUUUAGGCCGCAUACUGUGGCAAGCACUAGUCAAGCUGCCUUCGAUGCCAUGAUUUUGUCGGAUAUGCUUCGUGGUGAGGUCGACAGGAAAGAGUGGAAGAAACAGACAAUGGGUUAUGCGCGGACAAUACAAAAACGCGGGGUCGACAUGGGUAAUCGAAGCCAGCAUCAAGACCUGCUGCUUGAAGAACACAUACAUGACCGCAAUUUGGCGUCGAAACCAAGAGAAGAAGAGAUAUGGCCUUCCUGGGCGAUUGCAGAUGUUGCGUAG